This is a messenger RNA of Poecilia latipinna (sailfin molly), 577 nucleotides long. It is a transcript of the gene tstd1, whose product is annotated as thiosulfate sulfurtransferase like domain containing 1. NCBI's taxonomy places the organism in Eukaryota, Metazoa, Chordata, Actinopteri, Cyprinodontiformes, Poeciliidae. The coding region runs from base 77 to 424 and encodes 115 amino acids. The transcript is spliced from 4 exons. The record is from RefSeq and is a predicted model, not a curated record.
AAUAAUGUGUCAGUAAACAAAAUGAGGAAGAAGUCGACAUCACAGCUCAUUUUCACAGUUUCGCCCUUUGACCAGGAUGGGAAACACAAUAAAAUACGAGGAACUGAAAGCUCUUAUAGAAAGCAACAAGGAUCUGGUUCUGAUUGAUGUCCGCUCCGAUGGUGAGGUGGCUGGAGGACGUAUCCCUGGUGCCAUUCACAUUCCCGUUCACACACUAGACGCUGCUCUUAGCAUGAACCCAGAUGAAUUUAAAGACAAGUACGGCGUAUCGAAGCCACCGCUGAAUGCUCCUCACAUUGUGUUUUACUGCCAGUCAGGCGGGCGAUCAAUGAUGGCAACAAGAAAGGCGGUCCAAAAAGGAUAUACCAAUGCACGUAAUUAUGCCGGAGCCUACAGCGAAUGGUCAAGAAAACAAAGGAAUUGAUUUCUUUUUAAGGAGAAGCCUCAUAUUGUGCAUUAUAUUUAUAUACACCACACAAGUUUUACAAAUGUUUUUAUGUCGUUGACACAGAAACUGUAAAAUCUGAAGUCAUAACGCACAAUAAAUUAACAUGGAAUAAAAUGUUUUUUAUUCUUA